CAGCACCAUUAACCUCCCCAGCAUCGACAGAGACACAUUCAUCCUGCCUUCAGGCCCUUGGCUGGCAGAUCACUAUGACGGACUUCACAGGAGGCAAAGGGCAACCACCUCCGUAUAACAAAUGUUGGACUCUUCCAAGACAACAUGUCUCGCAUAUGCACCAAGACAAACGGUAUACAUCAGAUUUCUGGCAUGCACCAGCCUUCCAGCAGCAGCAAACAUGCACACAAAAUUUCAGCCGUGAUUGUGACGAGUGGGCAGCUCCAGGCUCCGGCAUGGGUGGAGUUUUGCGGGAUCACACCAACUGGACUGAGCAGCCAGUGUCCUGUACCGCGGGUGCUCUGAACGGUGAAUCUCACUGCAAAGGUUACAGUGAGUAUCAGAAACAGGGAAUGGAGUGGAGGAAAACUGAGAUAGAGAGAGUACGGAAAAAGCAAAUAAGUGAAAGUAGGAGGCAAAUUGAAGAGUGGAGGAAGAGGUGGGAGCGAAAGACCCCUCCGGACUACAAGGCAGGUGUAAAGGCAAACCGGAGCUCUGCCAGCCACCAUAAGCUAGAGGCCUGGACAGACCGAUACAGCCAAUCACCACCCAGAAAGAAAGACAUGGAUGCCAGAAUAUGGGGGAGUGUCCAGGGAGUGCAGGAUAGGCUGAAGAUCCCAGAUAGAAUAAGCAGAGCUGGGAGCAAUGAUACUCAAAGAAUCUUCCAUUCAUCUGAACAGUAUAAUCACAUUAGAGGAUGGGAACAGAGAUAUCAUGGACAACUUAUGGUGCCCCAUACUUUGCCUCAGUCACCAGUUCUUGGAAAAAACUGGAGGAAGGAUAGAAAGGAAAACAAUCCAUGUUUACAGCAAAGAGUUUUUAAUCAACCUCCGUGCUACAUUCCACCACCACCCUACCGUGCCCCUCAUACUAUCAAGCAUCAAGAAUAUGCUUACAAGUAUCCCACGCUCCCAGUCUCCAGAAAACAAGAAUUUUAUGGAGGUUUACAAAAAGAGAGAGAAGGUUAUGAAAAGUGGAAGAGAACAAAGUGGAUGGAUAUUGACUUCAGUCAGGGAGAAGUUGGCAGGAGGACCUGGGAAGACCCCAUGGCUGCAUUGAAAUUGCUUCCAGAAUGUUUCGCUCAGCUGGUUUCUUCUAAACAUUCAGAGAUGAUGGCUGAACCUGGAAAAGUGGUGUCAACUCCAUCUCUUGCUAGUUCUAGAACUACGUUCAAGAAAAACAGAGGGGGAGAGACUCUCUUUUGCCCGGUGUCACAGUCUCGGGGUGUAGCCAGGUUGACUGCUUCCCCUAAAGAACACUUACAGUCGUCUUUGCAACGGCUGAGUGAUGCACCACUUACCCAGAAGGAAAAUGUCGGUACGGACAUAUCUAAGAGAGGAUGGAUAGAGAGCAUCGGUGGUUCACAGACAGAGGUUGAUUCUGGAAUGAUACAAUCUAAACAGCCAAAUAAGCCUCUUACUUUUACUGCAAAUCAGACUUCUCAUCUGAAUGUGAACCGUGAUUCUAGGCAGUACUCUGCUCCAUCCUGGCUGCAGAACAAGCCGGUAACUUCAUACAGAGAAGACCUGGUCGGUGUUGUUCAAGGUCGACCAAAGAACAUCGCAGGCAAAAAGAAAAAUCCAUCUGACAGGGAUGAGGCUUUGGUGAUGGGCUCUAAGGUUCAUGUGCCCCCUGUAAUGAAAAAGGAAACACAGCAGCCCUGUAAUCCAACUUCUAGGGAGUUUCCUUUAUGGAAAGAGCCAAGUCGUAUGACCAGACCCAGAAAUGUAUCUUCAAUUCAGUGCAUUAAAAGUAAUUUGGAACGACAAAGUGAAGUGGACCAUUAUGAAAAGCAAAGAGACAAUAGUCGUUUCAUCAAUAAACACAUGGCUAAAGAAAAGGGAGGUACUGCAUCCAACAGGGGUGACGGCAUUCUGGUUAUAGAUGCUACCUGCGUUGUUGUCAGAGCAGAAUUUAUUCCUUCUCCAAAAAAAGAACAAGUGCAGUACAUAUACCCACCUGAGGGUAAGAAUUAUGAGGUUUGUAGAGGUCCAAGCAGUGCUAUUUCUCAACUUGAUUUGGAUAUUUCACAACGGAAUAUCAUUAUGCAACGUGGAACAGAUGUAUCACCAGAGAUACUUCUAGAAGAACCAAAAAGUGAAGAUGAUCAAAAGUGCAUCAAUGAAUUGCCCCAGAGUAAUGGAGACGCUGGUAUGGAAGAUGUGAGGAAGACCAGCUUGCUCUCUUCAGCAGCUUUUGAAAAUGGGAGCCUGGUGGAGAGGCCUCUGAGAAUUGUGGGAGGUACUGUCCACAAACCCAAUACUAAUCAUGAGGCUUCCAGUCAACCUGCGGUAGUUGGCUUGUCAAAUGCAUCUGUUUACAUGCAGCCUGGUCCAUCCCCUCCUCAGGCACGUUCCAGCUCUCUGUACCCAAGUGACAGUUUUGAAGGAACUGAUUCCAUCUUUGGUGACCAGUUUUUAUCAGAUUUGGAUGGAGCUGCUGCUUUGGGACAAAAUCCGAGAAUCAGCAAAGAAAAACAGUUAAAUGACAUGGGACACUCAAUGCCGCAUGUGUCUGAAAAGAGUCCAGUUAUUAAUCAUGUUGAAAAACAAGACAUCUUAGUGACUGAGAACAUGUACAGCGAAGAAUCUUUACCCAUUCCUCAUACCAAACAGGAAAUGUCUCAUCAUAAAGAGGACAUUCCUUUCUCACCACCUAGAUUUCACUCUGUCUCAAGUCAGCUGUUGCCUUCUGUAUCCUACUCUCUCUCUCCUUCCCUGUCACACACUCCCCCCUACCUCAACCUUGAAUCACUCUCAGAUUUUCCCACCCUUAGCUUAGAUACAACAGAUACAGACAGCAUCUCCCUGCCUCCUCCCCUCUGUCAUCCGAUUACCAUCUCUCCAAAUUCAGAGAGAAGAGUCGCUGCAUCUUCUCAGUCUCCAGAGAGUCAUGCUUUACCUUGUUCCCUCUGGGAUGCCGUCAGUCGAAUCCGGAGGCAUACCGCCCCGGACUCUGAGAACGAAGAAGAAGAAGCUGGUGAAACGUGGAACAAUCAAGGGAAUAUGAAGAAGGAAGCAGAACUUAAGGGGACGUUGUUUGCCCAGGGUAGCCGCCAGGAAGUAGACAAGUGCAGUGAGAAGAAAAAUGCGUCACAGCGUCAAGAGGAUUUAGAUUUGGUGGAAAAUGGAUCACAUAGGAGAUCGAGAGAUCAGGAUAAAGAACCUGUCCCUGCAGAUGGAGCCAGUGGUUUGCAGGUGGCGGAGAAUGUUUCACUUAGUGAAAAGACAGGGUUAAAAGAUAUAGAACGGUAUGAGAAUGAACUGCAGAGACAAUGUGAGGAUGACACACAGUCCUGGAGCAGCUCUGAUAGUCACACUUCAACAGGCACUGUGAUUACGGGUCAAGAAAUACAGGCGAUCAGUGAGGAAAUGAUGCCAAAGGCAAGAGACUGUGUGUCAUGGAUGGAAGCCAUCGGCAGCCCAACGUCUACUGCAUGAGUAAAGGUGACAUGUUAAGGACUGUAUGCAGCAGUGGAAAGUCCAGAGUGGACAUGAUUAGUAGACGUACAUUUUAUUCCUUGGUUGCAUGAAUGAAAAGAAAAUAAAUGAAAAGGGGUAAAUUAACAACUAGAGAAGUACUGGAGAAAAUUGUAUUUGGAGUGAUGGCAUAGAAGGUCCUCCAUACUUUGAGGUUGUAGGUGGCCAAACUGAAGAAAAAAUAGAGAAGUUUUCCAUGAAAAGUGACAGGUUUAAACGGAAAGUACUUACUGAAGAAACCCAUUGUUUGGAAGAUAUGCAAGCCAAGAGUUGUACACUAGAACGUUUGUUGGAGAUUAGAAAAUUACAAUAGUGAAAUGAAAGCAGACAUGUCCAGACUUAAUUUUGCCUCUGGAACUGGAAAAAGGAAGAGAGUUGUGGCAGUUAAGACACAGGACAAGACAAAAUCAGGGAAACUUAAGAGGAGACUCCUUUAAUUUAGAUUAAUUCACCCCCCCCCCCCUUAAUAUACAGACCUUUGUAUUUAAGUUAUGAGAUUGUGCCCCCCAGUUGAAUUGGGGAAAAACAUGUGCCAGUACCCGCCUUGUUAGUUAGUACCAGCGGAUAUUGAGAAGUGCCAGUACCCUGAAGAGAAAAACAGACUUGCUGGUACUGUGUACUGGUGAGUACCAGCCAACUCCAAGCUCCAGUACCCCCCCCCCCCCCCAUAACAAACUCUCUCCUACGUCGGCCUUA
Molecule: messenger RNA, 4214 nt
Organism: Brienomyrus brachyistius
Lineage: Eukaryota; Metazoa; Chordata; Actinopteri; Osteoglossiformes; Mormyridae
Exons: 3
Coding region: 75-3479 (1134 amino acids)
Source: RefSeq, a predicted model, not a curated record